Microcebus murinus (gray mouse lemur) is the source of this 6272-nucleotide messenger RNA. It is a transcript of the gene ALK, whose product is annotated as ALK receptor tyrosine kinase. Gene Ontology annotation, molecular function: ATP binding; transmembrane receptor protein tyrosine kinase activity; protein binding. Lineage: Eukaryota; Metazoa; Chordata; Mammalia; Primates; Cheirogaleidae. Gene Ontology annotation, cellular component: plasma membrane; signaling receptor complex. The record is from RefSeq and is a predicted model, not a curated record. Gene Ontology annotation, biological process: cell surface receptor protein tyrosine kinase signaling pathway; regulation of neuron differentiation; positive regulation of kinase activity.
AGCUGCAAGUGGCGGGCGCCCGGGCAGAUGCGAUCCAGCGGCUCCGGGGGCUGCAGCGGUGGUGGCAGCUGGCACCUCCCGCCGCUGCUGUCCAGAGGGCCGCGGGGCACCGAGGCGCUUCCUGGGCGCCCUUUGGCUGGCCACCCAAAGCCACGGGCGCUGCGGGUGGGUGAGGCAGAGGCAGCCAGCUUUCGGGUGCCCCUGCCCUGAACGCGUUUGCUCCACGGCCGCCGCCGGGCAGUGCUGGUGCCGGCGAACUCCAAGGAGCCACGACGUGGGCGAGGCAAGGACGCUGCAAACUUGCGCAGCGGCGGCCACUGAGGCUCGGAUUCGCGCCCAGAAGUUGGGCGGCCAGUGCAGUCCGAGGACUUCUCGCAGCCGAGGUCGCUGGAGGGUGCACCAGGCAGCAGCUCCCGCCCUCGACUCCCGCGCGGAGCGGAAAGAGGAGCUCGGGGCAGCCGAAAGGAGCACGGGAGCAGGCAGGACAGCAGGCACCGCCUCGGAGCCACCGUUCUCAGCUCGAAAGUUACCCAGGAUUGGAGCCCGCCCCGGGAGGGGACAGACGCGAGCUCCGGCCAGGGACAGGAGAGGACGGUACCCACUGCCACCUCCCUUCAACCACAGUAGUUCCUCAUUCUGAGAGCAGCGAGCUGCAGACAGGGGCGCGGUGCUCCGCAGCGAGCGAGAGGCACCGGGUUCCAGCUGUUGAACCUGGGUGCUACAGGGUCUCUGGACUCGCCCCUGGGCUUCCAGCCCCGUCUUAUUUGGACACCUGCCUGCCUCUUCGCAGUAGGGGACAGCCACAGAAUUGCGUGCAUGCACAUUCUCCGGAGAUCAGGUGCAAGGAGCCGUUCAGGACCAAGGACUGCCUGAAGCCUCUUCCCAUUUGGGGAAAGUGAAGGGCGAGGCUGGGCUAGGCAGAGUCAGACACUAGUAUAAACAGCCUCCUCUGGCGGGAUGGAAGCCUCCGUGCUCCUUUGGCUGCUGCUGCCACUGCUUUCAACCGCAGCCUUGGGCUCGGGGACUGGAACCGGCCCGCGCUCGGGCUUGCAGGCUGUGGGGCCACCGCUGCAACCCCGGGAGCCGCUCAGCUACUCGCGCCUGCAGAGGAAGAGUCUGGCGGUGGACUUCGUGGUGCCUUCGCUCUUCCGAGUCUACGCCCGGGACCUGCUGCUGCCGCCGUCCCCCUCGGAGCUGAGGGCUGGCCGACCCGAGGCUCGUGGCUCGCUGGCUCUAGACUGCGCCCCGCUGCUCAGGCUGCUGGGGCCGCCGCCUGGGGUCUCUGGGACUGUGGGCUCUAGCUCGCCAGCCCCGGCCGCGGCCCGCACGCUGUCCAGGGUGCUGAAGGGAGGCUCGGUGCGCAAGCUCCGGCGCGCCAAGCAGCUGGUGCUGGAGCUGGGAGAGGAGGCAAUCCUGGAGGGUUGCGUCGGGCCCCCAGAGGAGCCAGCUGCCGGGCUGCUCCAGUUCAACCUCAGUGAGCUGUUCAGCUGGUGGAUUCAUCACGGCGAAGGGCGGCUGAGGAUCCGCCUAAUGCCCGAGAAGAAGGCAUCGGAAGUGGGCAGAGAGGGACGGCUGUCCACGGCAAUCCGCGCCUCCCAACCUCGACUUCUCUUCCAGAUCUUCGGGACCGUUCAUAGCUACUUGGAGUCACCAACAAACAUGCCGUCUCCUCCUCCUGAUUAUUUUGCAUGGAAUCUGACCUGGAUAAUGAAAGAUUCCUUCCCUUUCCUGUCUCAUCGCAGCCGAUAUGGUCUGGAGUGCAGCUUUGACUUCCCCUGUGAGCUGGAAUAUUCCCCUCCACUGCACAACCUCAGAAACCAGAGCUGGUCCUGGCGCCACGUCCCCUCGGAAGAGGCCUCCCAGAUGGACUUGCUGGACGGGCCUGAGGCAGAGCGUUCCAAGGAGAUGCCCAGAGGCUCCUUCCUCCUCCUCAACACCUCAGCAGACUCCAAGCACACCAUCCUGAGCCCCUGGAUGCGGAGCAGCAGUGAGCGCUGCACGCUGGCCGUCUCCGUGCACAGGCACCUGCAGCCCUCAGGGCGGUACGUCGCCCGGCUGCUGCCCCACAACGAGGCCGGAAGAGAGAUCGUCCUGGUGCCCACUCCAGGGAAGCAUGGCUGGACAGUGCUUCAUGGAAGAAUUGGGCGCCCAGAGAACCCAUUCCGAGUGGCCCUGGAAUACAUCUCAAGUGGAAACCGAAGUUUGUCUGCAGUGGACUUCUUUGCCCUGAAGAACUGCAGUGAAGGAACAACCCCGGGCUCCAAGAUGGCCCUGCAGAGCUCCUUCACUUGUUGGAAUGGGACAGUCCUUCAGCUCGGCCAGGCCUGUGACUUCCACCAGGACUGCGCCCAGGGAGAAGACGAGGGCCAGCUAUGCCGUAAACUCCCUGCUGGUUUUUACUGCAACUUCGAAGAUGGCUUCUGCGGCUGGACCCAAGGCACUCUCUCACCCCACACUCCGCAGUGGCAGGUCAGGACCCCAAAGGAUGCCCCGUUUCAGGACCACCAAGGCCGUGCCCUAUUGCUCAGCACCACUGAUGUCCCCACUGCUGAAAGCGCUAUGGUGACCAGUGCUACGUUUCCCGCACCAAUGAAGAACUCUCCAUGUGAGCUCCGGAUGUCCUGGCUCAUCCGUGGAGUCUUGAGGGGAAACGUGUCCUUGUUGCUGGUGGAGAACAAAACCGGGAGGGAACAAAGCAGGCUGGUCUGGCAGGUCGCCGCCAGCGAAGGCUUGAGCCUGUGGCAGUGGACGGUGCUGCCUCUCCUGGACGUGUCUGACAGGUUCUGGCUGCAGAUAGUCGCAUGGUGGGGACAAGGAUCCAGAGCCACUGUGGCUUUUGACAACAUCUCCAUCAGCCUGGACUGCUACCUCACCAUCAGUGGAGAGGACAAGAUGUCACAGAAUGCAGCACCCAAAUCAAGAAAUCUGUUUGACAGAAACCCAAACGUGGAGCUGAAACCCCUGGAAAAUAUACCAAGACAGACCCCCGACUUUGACCCUACAGUUCAAUGGCUGUUCACCACGUGCGGGGCCAGCGGGCCCCACGGCCCCACCCAGGCCCAGUGCAACAACGCCUACCAGAACUCCAACCUGAGCGUGGUGGUGGGGAGCGAGGGCCCACUGAAGGGCAUCCAGAUAUGGAAGGUGCCAGCCACCGACACCUACAGCAUCUCUGGCUACGGAGCCGCUGGCGGGAAAGGCGGGAAGAACACCAUGAUGCGGUCCCAUGGCGUGUCUGUGCUGGGCCUCUUCAACCUGGAGAAGGACGACACGCUGUACAUCCUGGUCGGGCAGCAGGGGGAGGACGCCUGUCCCAGUACAAACCAAUUAAUCCAGAAAGUCUGCAUCGGAGAGAACCACGUGAUAGAGGAAGAAAUCCGCGUGAACAGGAGUGUGCACGAGUGGGCAGGAGGAGGAGGAGGUGGGGGCGGAGCCACCUACGUAUUUAAGAUGAAGGACGGAGUGCCCGUGCCCUUGAUCAUUGCAGCCGGGGGUGGCGGCAGGGCCUACGGGGCCAAGACAGACGCGUUCCACCCAGAAAAACUGGAGAAUAACUCCUCCGUGCUAGGGCUCAACGGCAAUUCCGGAGCCGCAGGUGGUGGAGGUGGCUGGCAUGAUAACACUUCCUUGCUCUGGGCUGGAAAGUCUUUGCUGGAGGGUGCCACCGGAGGACAUUCCUGCCCCCAGGCCAUGAAGAAGUGGGGGUGGGAGACCAGAGGGGGUUUCGGAGGGGGUGGCGGGGGGUGCUCCUCCGGUGGAGGAGGCGGAGGAUAUAUAGGCGGCAACGCAGCCUCGAACAAUGACCCUGAAAUGGACGGGGAGGACGGGGUUUCCUUCAUCAGUCCCCUGGGCGUCCUGUACACCCCGGCUUUAAAAGUGAUGGAGGGCCACGGGGAAGUGAACAUUAAGCAUUACCUAAACUGCAGUCACUGUGAGGUAGACGAAUGUCACAUGGACCCCGAGAGCCACAGGGUCAUCUGCUUCUGUGACCACGGGACGGUGCUGGCUGAGGACGGCGUCUCCUGCAUUGUGUCGCCAACCCCGGAGCCCCACCUGCCGCUCUCGCUGGUGCUCUCCGUGGUGACCUCCGCCCUCGUGGCCGCCUUGGUCCUGGCUUUCUCUGGCAUCAUGAUCGUGUACCGCCGGAAGCACCAGGAGCUGCAGGCCAUGCAGAUGGAGCUGCAGAGCCCUGAGUACAAGCUGAGCAAGCUCCGCACCUCGACCAUCAUGACUGACUACAACCCCAACUACUGCUUUGCCGGCAAGACCUCCUCCAUCAGCGACCUGAAGGAGGUGCCGCGGAAAAACAUCACUCUCCUGCGGGGUCUGGGCCAUGGCGCAUUUGGGGAGGUGUAUGAAGGCCAGGUGUCUGGAAUGCCCAGCGACCCCAGCCCCCAGCAAGUGGCUGUAAAGACGCUGCCCGAGGUGUGCUCCGAGCAGGACGAGCUGGAUUUCCUCAUGGAAGCCCUGAUCAUCAGCAAAUUCAACCACCAGAACAUUGUGCGCUGUAUCGGGGUGAGCCUGCAGGCCCUGCCCCGGUUCAUCCUGCUGGAGCUCAUGGCAGGCGGAGACCUCAAGUCCUUCCUCCGAGAGACCCGCCCUCGCCCGAGCCAGCCCUCCUCCCUGGCCAUGCUGGACCUUCUGCACGUGGCUCGGGACAUUGCCUGCGGCUGUCAGUAUUUAGAGGAGAACCACUUCAUCCACCGGGACAUUGCUGCCAGGAACUGCCUCUUGACCUGUCCAGGCCCUGGAAGAGUGGCCAAGAUUGGAGACUUUGGAAUGGCCCGAGACAUCUACAGAGCAAGCUACUACAGGAAGGGAGGCUGUGCAAUGCUGCCCGUUAAGUGGAUGCCCCCCGAGGCCUUCAUGGAAGGAAUAUUCACUUCUAAAACAGACACGUGGUCCUUUGGAGUGCUGCUGUGGGAGAUAUUUUCUCUUGGAUAUAUGCCAUACCCUAGCAAGAGCAACCAGGAAGUUUUGGAGUUCGUCACCAGUGGAGGACGGAUGGAUCCACCUAAGAACUGCCCUGGGCCUGUAUACCGGAUAAUGACUCAGUGCUGGCAACAUCAGCCUGAAGACAGGCCCAAUUUUGCCAUAAUUUUGGAGAGGAUUGAAUACUGCACCCAGGACCCAGAUGUAAUCAAUACCGCUUUGCCGAUAGAGUAUGGUCCACUUAUGGAAGAGGAAGAGAAAGUGCCCGUGCGGCCCAAGGACCCCGAGGGGAUCCCUCCUCUCCUAGUCUCCCCUCAACAGGCCAAGCGUGAGGAGGAGCGCGGUCCAGCUGCCCCACCUCCUCCGCCUACCACCUCCUCUGGCAAAGCUGUUAAGAAACCCACAGCGGCAGAGGUCUCUGUCCGAGUCCCUAGAGGGCCGGUUGCGGAAGGGGGACACGUCAACAUGGCAUUCUCUCAGUCCAACCCACCGUCGGAGCUGCACAAGGUCCAGGGAUCCAGAAACAAACCCACCAGCUUGUGGAACCCAACUUAUGGCUCAUGGUUUACAGAGAAACCCACCAAAAAGAACAAUCCUGUAGCCAAGAAGCAGCAACAGGAGAGGGGAAACCUGGGGCGCGAGGGAAGCUGUACUGUCCCACCCAAUGUUGCGACUGGUAGACUCCCUGGGGCCUCUCUGCUCCUAGAGCCGUCUUCGCUGACUGCCAACAUGAAGGAGGUGCCUCUGUUCAGGCUACGUCACUUCCCCUGUGGGAAUGUCAACUACGGCUACCAGCAACAGGGCUUGCCUUUGGAGGCCACCACUGCCCCUGGAACUAGUCACUACGAGGACACCAUUCUGAAAAACAAGAAUAGUGUGAACCAGCCUGGGCCCUGAGCCGGCGCACUCGUUCUCUUCCCUGGGAGCCCUGAGCCCUUGGAGGAGGCAGAGGUAACGGCUCCUCCAUAAACCAGAGACCAAACGUCACUUUUCAUUUUGUGCCAACUUGUUUUGAAGUGCCACAUAAAGAGCUGUAAUUUCAAAAUGCUUUAGAAAGGUUUUGAGCAUGGGUUCAUCCUAUUCUUUCGAAAGAAGAAAAUAUCAUAAGAACGAGUGAUAAAUAUAAGGCCCAGAUGUGGUUGCAUAAGGUUUUUAUGCAUGGUCGCUGUAUACUUCCUUAUGCUUCUUUUAAAUUGUGUGUGCUCUGCUUCAAUGUAGUCAGAAUUAGCUGCUCAUGUGUCUCAUAGUCGGAGUCAUAGACGUUUCCUGACCUUGUUGAUGUGGACAUGAACCAUUUGACGGGAGAGGGAACAGAAAUAAAGGAGUUACCUGUAAUGACU